Messenger RNA from Ruditapes philippinarum (Manila clam), 3541 nucleotides. RefSeq lists its product as uncharacterized. The transcript has 7 exons. Gene Ontology annotation, molecular function: nucleic acid binding; 3'-5' exonuclease activity. Bases 1588 to 3264 code for a protein of 558 amino acids. Gene Ontology annotation, biological process: nucleobase-containing compound metabolic process. The record is from RefSeq and is a predicted model, not a curated record. Lineage: Eukaryota; Metazoa; Mollusca; Bivalvia; Venerida; Veneridae.
AAUAACUCAUGAAAAUAAUCAAACCAAGGUACCGUAUCUAUCAAUGAAGAUUGUUAAUUUAUAUUACCAUUUCUAGAUUUUAACAGUUUCCAAAAGGCUUUGGGGUUUGAUCGUAACUUAAUUAGUUGAUCGCGCUUAGACUUUUGGUAAAGAUACUUUUUAUAGCACGUUUUUCAAAACGUUUUCGGAGCGCUACACAUUGUUGAAAGUCUUAUAUGUUAUUAGUCCAGCAAAAUCGUCGUAGAGCUGCGUAUUUAAGCUGCUUAGUUGUUUCACAUUCUCGAUCCCACAAGGGUUAAUUAUUAUUUACACUAUUUCGCGCUAAAUAUCUUACGCGCAUAUUUGCUGAUGAUUUGUUAUAAAUAUUAAUGAUAUGAUGACUUGUAUUGUUUAUAUUUAGAUAUAUUUCAUUAAGUACAUUCUCUCGUAUAGAAUUAUACUCCGCGGUAAAUAAUUGUAAGAAAUCCGCCAUAUACCUAUCAUUCCAUCUAUAAUUGUGGACAUGUAUUUCAUUAAAGUUUUCAUUUUUCUUAUUAUAUCUAAUAAAUGGUUGCCCUCGCUCUAAAGUCAUUCUUGCACAAAUUGGUAAAUGAUCUGAUUCGUGACGCUCUUCAACGUUAAAAAUAUCAGACGAGACAAUAGGAUAGUAAACAACACUUGCUCCAUUGUAAGUUAAACAAGUAAAAUUACCUGCAACAUCAUUGUACAAAAGACCAUUUAAAAUAUGGAUACUAUGAAUACAACAUAAUUCUACAAGAGACUUCCUAAAUAAAUUAUAUCUCUCAAUAUAUUUGUUAUUUUUAUAGAAAUUUCAAAAUAGUCUGAAUUAUAAUCAACUUCUGUAUUAAAUAUUACAUCUAAAUUAUCAUGUGGAAUAUAAUCUAACAAAUCAUUCGUACGUGCAUUGAAAUCGCCACAUAAUUAUAGAUAUACAUUUGGAUACAUAUUAUUUAAUAUUUCAAUAUAACUUUAAAUGGUUUUAAUUCCAUUUUUUUUCGGACCUUUUGUCAUAAAUAUACGUGAAAGUUAUCAGGUGCGAUUUAAUGUACACUGAAACACCACUACUGUUACGUAAAGAGCCAGAAGAUUUUAAACGUAUGUUAUGUAUGUAUCCCUCAUUAUAAGGUAUUCACUUUAGGUUUAUAACUAGUACCGAAGGCUUCAAAUUAGCAUAUAUACUUAACAUGCACUAUCAUAUUGCACAACUUUGCACCAUAACGUUUAUAAUUAUAUACAAUUAAAGACCGGUGAUUAUGUUGUUUCCAUAACAAUGAUAACAUUAUGGUCGAUAAUACCGGGUGUCUCUUUUAUUUAAUAAUGAAUUAUGAAGGAAAAUAUGUAUAAUAUGCAAGUGACGCACCAACUGUUUGUGAUUAAUAUAUUACACUAUUUCAAUAAACUUGAUAUAUCUGACGUAAGCGAAGUUUACGGUUUAUAUUACAACAUAUUUUAUUGAUCGAUUUUAGAUAAACCCUCUUCCGGUUUCGCUUUAGAAAAGGACAAACAGGGAUUGUUUUAAAAUAAAACAAAACUGUUGCUAGAAUAUCUGAUCAGAAGAAUUUAUCUUUGUAGAUAAAGUUGCUGAAAAUGGCGUCAUUUCCAAAGGUUUCUAUAUUUUCACCCUCCGAAAAAGAAGAAUGUCUCGAGACUGUAAGUAUAUUCAGACAACAGGAGGUGCUGGCUGUUGACAGUGAAGGAAUUCAACUUGGUAAAGAUGGACCUCUGACACUGCUGCAAAUCGGAACCAAAGAUGGGAGUGCCUAUCUUUUUGAUGUCAUGCUUGAUAAGGAAGAACAAGAUAAACAUUUCUUUGAGGAUACUGGGCUUGAUGAUUUACUAGAAAGUUCUGAAAUAUUAAAGGUUUUACAUUCGUCUGGUGGAGACAGUGCUGCUCUUUUUCACCAGUUUGGUAUAAAGCUGGAAAACGUCUUUGAUACGCAGGUGGCUCAUUUGGUAAUAGAGGAACACAAAGGAUGUAAAAUACCUUUACGUGUAAAGCUAGAAGAAUUGUUCAGCACGUACUUGAAUGCAAGCAAAGAAUACACAGAAAAAGAUGUUGUGCAGCUUGAAUUUCUGAAGAAGAAUGCCAAAUUUUGGGCUACAAGACCAUUGACACAAAACAUGAUUGACUAUGCAUCAAAUGACGUUUCUUCUCUUUUGAUAGAUGUGUAUGUUCAUCAAAAAAGGUACCUGGAGGAAAAUGAGCUUAUGGCAACGUUCUCUGAAAGAUUACAAGAAGAAAUAGAAUUCGAAAUUGAUGAAGUGAACAAAGAAAGACGCCAAAAUAGAUUCUCUGAAAUAAAGAGAGACAUCAUAAGUACCAUAUGUGAACAGUAUGAAGAAGGGACGGUUUUGGAUGACCUUACCAGUGACGAAAAAAGAGCAUUACUUUAUACUACCCUAAACGAAAUCAAAUCUGCUAACUAUCCCGAGAUUAUACGAAAUUUGAAACUAGAAUCUUUAGAUCAUUUCCUGCAAGAUCUUGAAGAAAAGCUGAGAGAUGCUGAGACAUUCUAUUUAAAACCACAUGUGAUGCAAAAACUGAAGGACAUUGAAUCCGCGGGAACAAAAGCUUUAAAAAAACACGCUUCAAGACUAAAGAAAACAGUACAACAGAUUACAGUUGAUGACAUCGAAAGAAAGUAUGACAUAAAUACACCGCUUACUCACAUUUCCAGAGCAGAAAUUAAAUUUCUCCAAAACCUAAGACCACUUUAUGAUGAUAUUGAAUAUACAGAGACUGUCAAUAAACUACAUUGGAAAGUGAUAGAGGAUCACCUUGAUGAAGACCUUGAGAGAUUGGCAUCUGAUCCGGAAUUUGAAGUACAGAAUAUCCAAAAGUUAAUACGCUUCAUACACGAUGUUAGAGUCCCUGAAAACGUCCAACGCAAAGCGAAAGAAGUCAGAAAAAUAAAUGAAGAUUCUGUGUUAGAACGGCUUCCUCACAAAUAUGAUUUAGAUACUUGUGUUGAUGAGCUUACAGAGCAAGAGAAAAUAGUUCUCGAUAGGCUUGACGUCAUACGUAAUAUGUACGAUCCUGUCAUCGUAGAUUUACAUUGGAAAGUAACAUAUUUUGUACUCUGCGAGGAUUAUGAAAAUUUUAUGUCGGGGAAAUUGAAAAUUCAGGGUUAUAUGAGUAAAAAGCUUGAAUUUCUGUCGACAAAUGAGAGGGUACCAGAUAUAACUAGGGAAAAAGCAAAAGAGUUCCAGCAUGUGAUUUGCCACCAGAAAACUACACGACGUGGAAAGAAGCAUAACAAGUAAACCGAAUACAAAAAUGCACAUCUAAGAAGGUUAUUUCUGUAGUAUAUUACAAGUCAGUUAGCAUAAACCCUUUUCUGAAUGUUUCUCGAAAGCACUUUGUAAAUGAAACAUGCCAAAAGAUGCCAUAAUAUUUAAUUUGCCAUUGCAUUGAAGUCAAAACUUGAAAGGAUUACAUGAACCAGAUGAUUGCGUCUUUAAAGAUGAUCAAGAAAAAAGACAUCAUGCUAUAUAUACAAAGAUUAUUAUUUAAACUUAUCACUUAAAUAAGUGAACAGUA